CGGCCUGACGCGCGCGCGCUCGGGCGUGUGUCCCCCCAGCGCCGCGCCUUCCCGAGCCCCGCGCCGGGCGCUGGCGCCGCCGCCGAGGCGGGCGGCCGCGAUGCCGGGAUGGGCCUGAUCUGGCUUCUGCUACUCAGCCUGCUGGAACCCGGCUGGCCCGCGGCGGGGCCCGGGACGAGGCUGCGGCGCGAUGCGGCCGGCCGAGGCGGCGUCUACGAGCACCUCGGCGGGGCGCCCAGGCGCCGCAAGCUCUACUGCGCCACCAAGUACCACCUCCAGCUGCACCCGAGCGGCCGCGUGAACGGCAGCCUGGAGAACAGCGCCUACAGCAUCCUGGAGAUUACUGCCGUGGAGGUGGGCAUAGUGGCCAUCAAAGGGCUCUUCUCGGGGCGGUACCUGGCCAUGAACAAGAGAGGACGGCUCUAUGCUUCGGAGCACUACAACGCAGAGUGUGAGUUUGUGGAGCGGAUCCAUGAGCUGGGCUACAACACGUACGCGUCCCGCCUGUACCGCACGGGGCCCAGUGGGCCGGGGGCUCGACGGCAGCCUGGUGCCCAGAGACCUUGGUACGUGUCUGUGAAUGGUAAGGGCCGGCCGCGCAGGGGCUUCAAAACCCGACGCACACAGAAGUCUUCCCUCUUCCUGCCCCGAGUGCUGGGCCACAAGGACCAUGAGAUGGUGAGGCUGCUGCAGAGCGCCCAGCCACGAGCCGCCAGUGAAGGCGGUCAGCCCAGGCAGCGGAGGCAGAAGAAGCAGAGCCCAGGGGACCAUGGCAGGAGGGAGCCCUUGUCUACUAGGGCCACUCCAGGCACCCGGCUGGAUACAGGUGGACUGGCUGUGGCCUGAAUGGCCAUCCUGAGACCCCUCCGAAACCAACCCCAGAAGGUACCCAGGAUCCACCCGAAGGCCUGGCUGCCACACCCUUGUCUCUGGGCUGGCUACUUUGGGGACCAAGAACUUGCUUGCCUUUGGUGGCUUUCAAAGAGCAAGUGUCAGCUGCAAAGGGGCUUGAGUCGAAGACCCUGGAAGACUCGAAGUUCAAGAUGUGUGUGGCGGUCACAUGAGAGGAAGUUCUCAUUGCAGGGGUAACCCAAACCCCAGGUGGGGCCCAGCCAGUGGCAGACAGUCCUGGCAGUCAGGGGAAAUGGACAGUGGGGGGAGCUAAGAUUCAAACAUUAAAUGUGUCAUUCUGUCUCGCUAUUUAACA
This is a messenger RNA of Meriones unguiculatus (Mongolian gerbil), 1207 nucleotides long. It is a transcript of the gene Fgf3, whose product is annotated as fibroblast growth factor 3. Gene Ontology annotation, cellular component: cytoplasm. The record is from RefSeq and is a predicted model, not a curated record. Gene Ontology annotation, biological process: positive regulation of protein phosphorylation; animal organ morphogenesis; positive regulation of cell population proliferation. Gene Ontology annotation, molecular function: growth factor activity; fibroblast growth factor receptor binding. The coding region runs from base 109 to 846 and encodes 245 amino acids. The transcript is spliced from 3 exons. NCBI's taxonomy places the organism in Eukaryota, Metazoa, Chordata, Mammalia, Rodentia, Muridae.